AUGGAGCCAGAGGUGCCUGUCAAGAAGCUGGAGACCAUGGUGAAGCUGGACGCAACUUCUGAUGCAGCCAUCACGGUGGACGUGGCUGAUGAGGACGAGAAGAAGAAGAAGGAGAAGGGCAUAUCAGAAGAGACGGAGGAGGAGGAGCUGGAUGAGAGCAUGCGGGACUGGCAGUCCAAGUGCUUCGCUGCCAUCGACACCAUGAAGGAGCUGAGGCCUUGGGCCGGGCAACUUCAACAGCAAAAGGCCCCAGGAAUUGACUUGGAGGAGAAGGAGGAGAUGGGCAAUACUGAGGGCCUGAAGGGGCUGAUGAAGGGCAAGGAGAAGGCGAGGGCUGCAAAGGAGGAGAAGGAGAAGAGAACCCAGAGCCUAGGCCCCAGUCAGGUGUCUUAGGCCCCCGAGAAGAAGAGACUCAAGAUUGAUGAGCUCAAGGUGUACCCCAAAGAGCUGGAGUCAGAGUUGGACAACUUCGAGGACUGGCUGCACACUUUCAACCUGCUGUGGGGCAAGAUGGGAGAUGAUGAUGGCUCGACUGAGGAGGAAAGCAUUGUGGGCCAGUUGAAGGGCUCCCUCUGCACGAACAAAGUGCCCCUCCCAGAGAACGUGUCUUGGAAAGCCGGCUACAACCCCACCUAUGGCAUGUCACAGGGCAUCCCCAGCAAUGACCCCAUCAACGUGCUGCUCCAAGUCUCUGUCACCCGGGUGAGAAGACCUGCACCUGCAGACAUCAGUGGCAAAGCCGACCCCUACAUCAUUGCACGGCUGGGCAAGACAGAUGCCCGUGAGAAGGAGAAUUCCAUCUCCAAGCAGCUCAAGCCUGUCUUUGGGAAGUCCUUUGACAUCAAGGCCUCCUUCCCCAUGGAAUCCAUGCUGACAGUGGCCAUGAAUGACUGGGAUCUUGCAGGCGCUGAUGACCAUAUCGGGGAAACCAAGAUCGACCUGGAGAAUGGCUUUGACAGCAAGAACUGCACUGCCCGUGGCAUCGCCCAGAACUAUCCACAUGCACGGGGCAGGGUGGGACAUGGCUGCAAUAUCUGGCAGGACCUCAUGAAGCCCAGGCAGAUCCUGACCCAUCUCUGCAAGGAAGGCAAAGUGGAUGGCCCCCACUUCAGCCCCCCUGGGAGAGUGAAGGUGUCCGACUGCGUCUCCACGGGACCCUCUGAGAUCGAGGAUGACAAUGGUAACAGGAGGCCGGACGCAGCCAUGGGGAUGUCAGAGGCCGAGGAGGGGCCCACAGUUCCCUGUGAUACGGAGGGGAAGCCUAUCCUUUUAGGAGCUGAGGGAGAACUGGUGGACGACGGGCUCCUCCAGGGCGCAGCAGCAGACACAGGGCGUGAGAGGUGCGCCCUGGGGUGCAGGCUGCUGGCAGAGGGGUCCGGCCAGAGAGCCGGGGGAGGCUCCUCCCGGGGCGAACCCGUCACCCACAGGUCACCCUCCAGUCACCCGUUUUGUCCCCUCUCCCUUCUCUCCUCACUCUUCACCUCUCCCCGGGUCGCCUUCUCAGACGACUCCGCCGAGAAAUGCCGCGGGCCCCGCGGCCAGGGUCUGCUCGCAGGAGAACCCUCUGUCCACCUUUGCCCCCUCCCCGGGGGCGCAGAAGGCAAGUUUCCGCCCCGUCCUUUCCCCGGUGACAGGACUUGGCUGCGGCCACGGCCACGGAAGCGCAGGGAGGGGGUAGCCUGGCUCCCGAACCACCUCCGCUGCUCGCGAGCUCGCGCGGUCUGCGUCUCUCUCGGCAAGUGCGGAGACGCGGCGGCGGCGGCGGCGGCGGCGGCGCAGGGGGGCGGCGGCGCGGCGCGGGGGCCGGGGAGGGAUUGGAGGGAGGGUCUCCAUGGAAAUAACCAGGCAGCAGUUAUUAACACGGGAACGCGGCGGCCGCAGCCACAGCCACAGCCUCGGCGGCGAAGGUCAGCGCCGACCGAGCCGGUAACCGCGCCUUCCCCGGGGCCCGCGCGGGCGGCGGGAGGCGGGCAGCGGGCGGGGGGCGCCGCGUCCCCACCCCCGGCCCCGACUGCGCUUCCUGCGCCGAGCCGGGCAGAGCCGUGCGCCGCGGAGAGGGCUGUUUUGUGUGCGGAAACCGCUGCCCGAGUGCGCGGAAAACGAGACUUGCAUCCCAGAGGCGCAGCGAACCUGGAGAGUUGGGGUUCGGGGGGUGGGCAGAGCGGCGUGGCCACACGCAGGCACUUGUCCCAAAGCCACUGUGGUGCCUUCACAGUGUGUCCGGAGGAAGAAAAAUCUCUCGACCUCAGGGAAGAAUGGCCACCAAGUACGCGGCGGAUUGGGCAAGAGCUCCGCACACGGCCGAAAGGGCGGCUUCUAGCUCCACCUGCUGGCCACUGA
This is a messenger RNA of Camelus dromedarius (Arabian camel), 2340 nucleotides long. RefSeq names its product otoferlin-like. NCBI's taxonomy places the organism in Eukaryota, Metazoa, Chordata, Mammalia, Artiodactyla, Camelidae. The record is from RefSeq and is a predicted model, not a curated record. Gene Ontology annotation, molecular function: AP-2 adaptor complex binding; calcium ion binding. Gene Ontology annotation, biological process: synaptic vesicle priming; plasma membrane organization. Gene Ontology annotation, cellular component: synaptic vesicle membrane; presynaptic active zone membrane.